Cannabis sativa is the source of this 798-nucleotide messenger RNA. RefSeq lists its product as uncharacterized. The transcript has a single exon. Gene Ontology annotation, biological process: protein ubiquitination. NCBI's taxonomy places the organism in Eukaryota, Viridiplantae, Streptophyta, Magnoliopsida, Rosales, Cannabaceae. The coding region runs from base 1 to 798 and encodes 265 amino acids. The record is from RefSeq and is a predicted model, not a curated record.
AUGAAUAAUAACAACGACGUGGUCAUUCAUAAAAUUAGUAGCUAUAGUAACUCAAUAACAGUUGAGAAGAUUAUCAAUCUAAAUAACCCUAACAACAUUAAAAAUUACCACAACCAAGAAGAGGAGCCCAUUAUACAAUUCCAAUUCAAGAUCACCUACCACACAAAACUCACUACUGGCUACGGCCACGUGUCAAACAUUGAUGACAACUACACCAUCGACGGUACCAUAGCCGAUGUUCGGUACAGCCCAACAUCAGAAGCCAUCUUCUCACGACCGUUAGGUAUUGAGGAAAUCCAUUGUUUCGAGGCAACCUACAAUACCCUUUCACCCGUAUUGUUGAGGGUUGGAGUUAGAGACCACAGUGCCAAAAGUGACGUGUCACAAAAUAUUACCAAGUUUUGUGAGAGGUUUAUCAUCAACAACAACAACAAUUCAAGAUUGAUUGUUUGUGUACUUGUGGAGAUGGAGAGAGAGAUAGAGCAAUGGGAGUGUGUUUCGUGUAGUAUGGAAUUAGCAAAUAUUGGUGCUAAUCAUGAUGAGGAUGAAUCUUAUUGGAUGGCUGAUAGUAUGGGAAUUGUGGAUUUGCAUCUUGAAGCUUAUAAAGUUGGAGAGGAUGAUGAGAAAUUAGGAGAGAGUUGCUCAGUGUGUUUGGAAGAAUUUGAAGUGGGAACAAAAGGUGCAAAGAUGCCAAAUUGUUUACAUUUGUUUCAUGUGAAUUGUAUUGGUAACUGGCUUCGAAGAAAUCAAUCUUGUCCUAUUUGUCGAUCUCAAUUAUAUCCUACUUUUCUUUUCUAG